UUUUUGUUUUCUCCCACAGGCAGUUUGUAGUGCUCUCCAUGACCAGUUCUUCUGCAGCUUCCCUCAGCAUUUCUCUUGCUAUGCUUUCAACCAUGUCUCUUCCUACAGCUAUGAAGCUGUACGCUCCAGCCUUCAUUCUCCUGUGGAGUGCUGUUGGGAUAGCAAGGGCUGCCAAAAUCGUUGUUGUGCCGCCAAUUAUGUUUGAAAGCCAUCUUUAUAUUUUCAAGACUCUGGCCUCAGCCUUGCAUGACCAAGGUCACCAGACAGUGUUUCUCCUCUCUGAGGGCAGAGAGAUUCCUCCAUCUAAUCAUUACAGACUUCAGCGCUACCCAGGGAUCUUUAACAGCAGCACCUCGGAUGAUUUCCUCCAGUCCAAGAUGAGGAGUAUUUUCUCGGGGAGGCUGACUGCCCUCGAACUGUUUGAUAUCCUGGACCACUACUCCAAGAACUGCGACAUGAUCGUUGGCAACCGCAACCUCAUGCGUGCCCUCAAACAGGAGAAGUUUGACCUGCUCCUGGUAGAUCCCAAUGAGAUGUGUGGAUUUGUUAUAGCCCAUCUUUUAGGAGUUAAGUACGCUGUGUUUUCCACUGGCCUUUGGUAUCCAGCAGAAGUGGGCGCUCCAGCUCCCCUGUCCUAUGUUCCAGAAUUUAACUCGCUGCUCACAGAUCACAUGAACCUAUUAGAGAGGAUUAAAAAUACUGUUGUUUAUCUUAUUUCAAGAUUUGGAGUCAGUUUUUUGGUUCUGCCAAAAUAUGAAAGGAUAAUGCAGAAACACAAGGUUCUUCCAGAGCGGUCCAUGUACGACUUGGUCCAUGGAUCCAGCCUGUGGAUGCUUUGUACUGAUGUAGCACUGGAGUUUCCAAGACCUACGCUACCCAAUGUUGUUUAUGUGGGAGGAAUCCUAACGAAGCCGGCCAGCCCUCUGCCAGAAGAUCUGCAGGCGUGGGUGAACGGUGCUCACGAGAAUGGCUUUGUCCUCGUCUCCUUCGGUGCUGGAGUCAAGUACCUGUCUGAAGACAUCGCCAAUAAGUUGGCACACGCCCUGGCAAGGCUGCCCCAGAGGGUUAUCUGGAGGUUUUCAGGAAACAAACCAAGGAAUUUAGGCAACAAUACCAAGCUGAUCGAAUGGUUGCCACAAAAUGACCUCCUUGGUCACUCUAACAUUAAAGCUUUCCUCAGUCAUGGAGGCUUGAACAGCAUUUUUGAAACCAUGUACCACGGUGUCCCAGUGGUGGGCAUUCCCCUCUUUGGAGACCAUUACGACACCAUGACCCGUGUGCAGGCCAAAGGGAUGGGAAUACUGCUCAACUGGAAGACCAUGACUGAGAGUGAGCUCUAUGAAGCCCUAGUAAAAGUUAUAAAUGAUCCCAGCUACCGGCAGCGGGCGCGGAGGCUGUCGGAGAUCCACAAGGACCAGCCUGGACACCCCGUGAACCGGACUGUGUACUGGAUCAAUUACAUCCUGCGCCACAACGGAGCCCAGCAUCUACGUGCUGCUGUUUACAGCAUCUCCCUGUUUCAGUAUUUCUUACUGGAUAUUGCCUUGGUCCUACUAGUGGGUGCUGCCUUACUUUACUAUGUUUUGGCCAGGAUGGCAAAAUUAAUCUGCAAGCAGAGCAAGCAUCUCUGGUCCAAUGACAAACAUAGCGCUGUUAAUGGACACUACCAGAACGGGAUCCCCAAUGGCAAGUAUAGAAGAAAUGGCCACAUUAAGCAUGAAAAAAAGGUGAAAUGAGCCAACAGCCCCUUGUAAAGUAGUAAUGAAUCAGAUCAGUAAUCGAAUUUUAUCGCUGUAACUUAGUCUAACAACUACUUAAAACCUCAAUAAGCAGUUCUAACACUCCCCUUCAGUAUGUAAUAUUAUGUGACAAAAUUCUAUGGAACUAAGA
This is a messenger RNA of Lonchura striata (white-rumped munia), 1890 nucleotides long. RefSeq names its product UDP glycosyltransferase 8 (gene UGT8). The record is from RefSeq and is a predicted model, not a curated record. Gene Ontology annotation, biological process: galactosylceramide biosynthetic process. Gene Ontology annotation, molecular function: N-acylsphingosine galactosyltransferase activity. NCBI's taxonomy places the organism in Eukaryota, Metazoa, Chordata, Aves, Passeriformes, Estrildidae. Gene Ontology annotation, cellular component: endoplasmic reticulum.